UGGAGGGAGGAGAUCGGCGCAGGGAGGGAUUCCGACAGAGACACAACUACUGCAGGGAAAUCUCCCCAUUGUGGGAGGGGCAGAGACACAAACUACUGCGGGGAAAUCUCCCCAUUGUGGGAGGGGCAGAGACACAACUACUGCGGGGAAAUCUCCCCAUUGUGGGAGGGGCAGAGACACAACUACUGCGGGGAAAUCUCCCCAUUGUGGGAGGGCACAGACACAAACUACAGGGGGAAAUCUCCCCAUUGUGGGAGGGGCAGAGACACAAACUACUGCAGGGAAAUCUCCCCAAUGUGGGAGGGGCAGAGACACAAACUACUGCAGGGA
Staurois parvus is the source of this 330-nucleotide messenger RNA. The record is from the annotation of a GenBank genome assembly. Lineage: Eukaryota; Metazoa; Chordata; Amphibia; Anura; Ranidae.